AAAUAAUGUUCACAGGAACUAUUUCAGUAAUAUAUGGUCCAAUGGUAAUAAAUUAAAUUGAUGUAGUUUUCUGGUAAAACAAGUGAAUUGAUGAGAUUAGUUAAAAGAUUUACAAUAUCUGAAAGAAAAUGUGUAGUUCUUAAUUAUGCUAAUGAUAACAGAUACUCAGAUGAUCAGUGCAUUUCUAGUCAUGACAAGUAAUAAUCUAGUUCUAAAUUUAGAUAAUAUUUGAAAGCCAUAAAGGUGACCAAAUUAUUUGAUGCUUUUGAGAAAUGCAAAGACCACGACGUUGUGGCAAUAGAUGAAGGACAAUUCUUUAGUGAUGUAACUUAAGUUUUCAAUGUUCUAUUAGAUUGUUGAGUUUAGUGAAGCUAUGGCAAAUUUGGGGAAAAUAGUAAUAGUUGCUGCCCUUGAUGGUACCUUUGAUAGAAAGCCUUUUCGUAACAUCUUGAGUUUGAUUCCAUUGGCUGAACGCAUCACUAAGUUAACAGCUGUGUGUUGGUUUUGUAAGAAGGAGAAUGCUUCAUUCACCAAAAGAACAGUUUAAUCUUAAGAAAGUAUAAAAAUAUAAAUAUUAUUAAGUUGAAUUAAUCGGAGGAGAGGACUGCUAUAAGCCUGCUUGUAGGGCAUGUUUUAAUUUGACAGAGGAUAAAUUUGAGAAGUCUACUCUUCUUCCAAUCCCAGUUUAUUCAAACGAUGAAAGACUAUUUGGUUAACAAAAUUUGAUUUGCUGAGAC
Molecule: messenger RNA, 737 nt
Organism: Paramecium octaurelia
Lineage: Eukaryota; Ciliophora; Oligohymenophorea; Peniculida; Parameciidae
Source: the annotation of a GenBank genome assembly